Molecule: messenger RNA, 518 nt
Organism: Labrus bergylta (ballan wrasse)
Lineage: Eukaryota; Metazoa; Chordata; Actinopteri; Labriformes; Labridae
Gene: rps12
Product: ribosomal protein S12
Biological process (GO): translation
Cellular component (GO): cytosolic small ribosomal subunit; ribosome
Molecular function (GO): structural constituent of ribosome
Source: RefSeq, a predicted model, not a curated record
AUUAAAGCUAUGUCGCAGGCUUAUGACGUCCUCUUUAUCCGCUGCCCUAGAGGAAGCUUUGACCUUUAAGUCCAACAUCCAUUAAUAAUCAACGAUGGCCGAGGAAGGCAGUGCUGCUGGAGGUGUCAUGGAUGUCAACACCGCUCUCCCUGAAGUGCUCAAGACCGCACUCAUCAACGAUGGCCUUGCCCGUGGUAUCCGGGAGUCCGCCAAAGCCCUGGACAAGCGUCAGGCUCACCUCUGCGCCCUCGCUGGUAACUGCGACGAGCCCAUGUACGUCAAGCUGGUGGAGGCCCUCUGCGCCGAGCAUCAGAUCAACCUGAUCAAGGUUGAUGACAACAAGAAGCUGGGCGAGUGGGUUGGUCUCUGCAAGAUUGACCGUGAGGGCAAACCCCGCAAGGUGGUGGGCUGCAGCUGUGUCGUUGUCAAGGAUUAUGGCAAGGAGUCUCAAGCCAAGGAUGUGAUUGAGGAAUACUUCAAGGGAAAGAAAUGAGGUGUCAAUAAAUUGUGAAAAUGAA